Molecule: messenger RNA, 1836 nt
Organism: Arthroderma uncinatum
Lineage: Eukaryota; Fungi; Ascomycota; Eurotiomycetes; Onygenales; Arthrodermataceae
Exons: 2
Coding region: 1-1836 (611 amino acids)
Biological process (GO): error-prone translesion synthesis
Cellular component (GO): nucleus
Molecular function (GO): damaged DNA binding; DNA-directed DNA polymerase activity
Source: RefSeq, a predicted model, not a curated record
AUGUCCACCAACACGGAACCGGCAGCCAAAGAAAACGCGCACGACACGGCUGGUGAGGACCAUGAUGCGAGAGGUUCACGCAGCGGGCAUGAUACACUCAAAUACCAGCUCCUAGGGCCGUCCUUGACCAAAGCUGGUCAGGAUACAGUAGACCAACAAAAAGUAUCAGAGAUUAUAUACAAUGCUUCGAAAGGGUCAAAAUUCUUCAACCAUGAAAGGGCCCGUGAUCAGGUAUUGACAGAAAAGAUCCAGCGGAUACUAGCACAAAAGGCAAAGCUAGAAAAGCAGGACCUAUCCCACAGCAUUCGUCAAGCAGAUGAAUAUAUUGCGGACCUUGAAUUGCGCCGCGAUCUUUCGCAGUCUAUUGUACACAUUGACUGUGAUGCGUUCUUUGCGGCUGUCGAAGAACUGGACAGACCUGAGCUACGAGAUGUCCCAAUGGCCGUUGGUAAAGGCGUCCUAACGACCUGCAACUACCACGCCCGAAAGUUUGGAUGUCGAAGUGGUAUGGCUAGUUUUGUGGCGAAAAAGCUCUGUCCUCAGUUGAUCUGUUUACCUCAGAAUUAUGAGAAAUACAAUGCAAAAGCGCGAGAGAUCCGGGCUAUCCUGGCGAAUUAUGACCCAGAAUUUGAAAGCGCAAGUGUCGAUGAAGCUUAUAUCAAUAUCACCCAAUACUGCGCUGUCAAUGAUAUGGAUCCUCAGGUUGCAAUUAAACAGCUACGUGAUGAAGUAUCCGCUCAAACGGGGGUAACAGUUUCUGCUGGUAUUGCUGCUAAUGCCAAAAUCGCGAAAAUAACAUCAAAUUGGAAUAAACCCAACGGACAAUUCCAUGUCCCUAGUGAACGCACUGCAAUCAUGGAGUUCAUGGCCAAGAUUCCAGUUCGAAAGGUGAAUGGCAUCGGACGGGUAUUUGAGCGUGAACUCGGUGCCAUAGGGAUAACGACUUGUGGAGAUAUUUAUCAGUUCCGUGGCAUGUUAGCUCAACUGUUUGGGCAGAAGGCGUUUUGUUUCUUGAUGCACUGCGCCCUGGGCCUUGGAAGAACGCGAGUGCAGCCGGCUGGGACAUUUCAAAGGAAGAGUGUCGGCACAGAGCAUACUUUUGGAGACCUUGGCGAUCUUCUCCAACUCCAAGAGAAACUAAGGUCGACAGCAACCGAACUUGAGAACGAUUUACGGGCCGCAGAAGUGAAAGGCCGUACUCUUGUGCUGAAAGUGAAGCUUCAUACCUUUGAAGUCAUAUCUCGCCAAACCGUGGCCCCCAAACCUUUGUUGUUGGCUGACGAUCUCUACAAGUAUUCACUUCCCCUGUUGACAAAACUAUACAAAGAGCGGCCCCAGAUGAAAAUCCGCCUUAUGGGCCUUCGUUGCGCAAAUAUUGUCAGCACAAAAAAGGGAACAUUCAACUUCUUCAAUAGAAGCGAUCCUGCCCAGAUAUCACUCGUUAGUUCCGAGGCAGGCAACGAGGCGAUAUUGUCUAUGGAGGAGGAGUUUGAGGCGGCGGCGAGCCAGGAACGCAUGGAUGAUAUGGAGAGCCUGGAAAACCUGAGCCAGGAACUAGAGUCAAGGGACAAGACAUACCAAAAUGGAAACGAUAAGGAUCCUGAUGCCGCCGAGACGGGUAAAUUGGAGAAGUGGUUUUGCCCGAUUUGCUCGAUCCCACAGCCACCAGACCACACCCAGUUUAACCAACAUGUGGAUUAUUGUCUGUCAAGGGAGACUAUAAAAGAGAUCGUCCAGGGAACCCUGGGAUCGGAAGACAGCCCGUCUACUCAGUUAAACAAGAGAAAGGCCGUCGGUGAAGCAACCAGCGUCCGCAAACGUCCAUUUUUCAGCUAG